Molecule: messenger RNA, 1183 nt
Organism: Hylaeus volcanicus
Lineage: Eukaryota; Metazoa; Arthropoda; Insecta; Hymenoptera; Colletidae
Product: aldo-keto reductase family 1 member B1-like
Exons: 6
Coding region: 99-1058 (319 amino acids)
Cellular component (GO): cytosol
Molecular function (GO): aldose reductase (NADPH) activity
Source: RefSeq, a predicted model, not a curated record
AACUUUAUAUACCUCUCGUCGUUCAGAGUCGUGUAUAUGUGUUUAGAAACCGCUAAGCUAUUGACCACAAAACGCGCAAUAGCGUACAAAUUAUAACGAUGGCUGCGCCGACAAUGACUUUAAGUAACGGACAAAAAAUACCUAUAUUAGGACUCGGUACUUGGCAAGGUGGUGACGAUCCGAGCGGCGUAGAGCAAGCUGUACGAGACGCCGUAGAUGCCGGAUACCGACAUUUCGAUUGCGCUCAUAUAUACGGAAACGAAAAAGCAAUCGGCAAAGCUUUGCGCGAGAAAAUUAACGAGGGCGUUGUUAAAAGGGAAGACCUAUUCAUUACAACAAAGCUGUGGAAUACGCACCACAAGAAGCACAUGGUGGUCCCUAUGUGUAAACAGUCUGUUCAAAAAUUUGGAUUCGAUUACGUGGACCUUUAUUUGAUUCACUGGCCUGUGUCCUAUGAUGAAAAUGCGAAAGGUCUUUGGCCGGUAGACGAAAAGGGAAAUCCCCUACACGGACAGGACGACUACGUAGACACGUGGCGCGGUAUGGAGGAAUGCGUGAAAUUAGGUCUAACGAAAAGCAUCGGUCUCAGCAACUUCAAUUCUCAGCAAAUCGACCGUAUCUUAUCCAUCGCCGAGAUCAAGCCAGUCAUGAACCAAGUGGAAUGCCAUCCUAACUUGAAUCAGAAGAAACUGCGAGAAUUCUGCGCCAAACGUGGCAUUGCUAUCACGGCAUACAGCCCACUUGGUUCGCCCUUACGCCCUUGGGUGAGACCUAAUGAUCCGAAAGUUACAUUGGAAGCACCGGAAAUCGUCACACUGUCUAAGAAAUACGGCAAAUCACCUGCCCAAAUUGUUCUACGAUAUCUGGUUGAAAUUGGCACGAUUCCUAUCCCAAAAUCUAGUUCGAAGCAACGUAUCAGUGAAAAUAUCAAUAUUUUUGACUUCAAGCUGACUCCAGAAGAAAUUGCGUCUAUAGACAAACUGGAUUGCGGAUUGCGCGUGUGUCCCGCUUUGGAGUUCAAGGAGAACAAACAUUAUCCAUUCAAUAUUGAAUUUUAAAGAUGCCCUCGAAUGACAGUGGCUAUAAUUUCUUAAGAUGAGCUAAUUUUAAUGCAAAAUUCCAUAUAUAUUUGUUUACUUAUUUGUAACUACUGCAUUCCUUAAUAAAUUAUUUAAGAUGUUUA